Ichthyophthirius multifiliis is the source of this 284-nucleotide messenger RNA. RefSeq lists its product as hypothetical. NCBI's taxonomy places the organism in Eukaryota, Ciliophora, Oligohymenophorea, Hymenostomatida. Gene Ontology annotation, cellular component: cyclin-dependent protein kinase holoenzyme complex; SCF ubiquitin ligase complex. Gene Ontology annotation, molecular function: ubiquitin binding; cyclin-dependent protein serine/threonine kinase activator activity; histone binding. The record is from RefSeq and is a predicted model, not a curated record. Gene Ontology annotation, biological process: regulation of mitotic cell cycle. The transcript has a single exon.
AUGGUUCACUUUCCAGAAGAAAUUGAAUACAGUGAUAAAUACAGUGAUGAAUAUUACGAAUAUCGUCAUGUUAUAUUACCUAAAGCAUUAUUUAAAAAAAUUCCAAAAGGAAGAUUACUAGAUGAAUUGGAAUGGCGUUCAUUAGGAGUAUAAUAAAGUCGAGGAUGGAUUCAUUAUGAAAUACAUAAACCAGAACCUCACAUUUUAUUAUUUAGGAGACCAUUAGGAACUGAUUUAUAAACAGGAUUACCACCACCUGGAUUUAGAGCACUCUAUUGAAGAAU